This is a messenger RNA of Hansenula ciferrii, 1626 nucleotides long. RefSeq names its product Girdin. NCBI's taxonomy places the organism in Eukaryota, Fungi, Ascomycota, Saccharomycetes, Phaffomycetales, Wickerhamomycetaceae. The record is from RefSeq and is a predicted model, not a curated record. The transcript has a single exon. Bases 1 to 1626 code for a protein of 541 amino acids.
AUGGCACCACUCAGAGGAGGAUCUAGAGGAGGUGGUAAAAGCUUCGGUGGUGGAGGAGGUCGCGGAGGAGGUCGUGGUGGAUCUAGAGGCGGUCGAGGAGGUUCCAGGGGAGGAAGAGGUGGUUUCAACAGUGGAAGAACUGGUUCAGCUGGUAGUUCACACGAUGCAGGCUAUAGCAAUGGAGGUGGCGACUACCAACAGAAUGGGUACUAUGAUCAACAACAACAACAACCACAACAAGGUUAUGAUCAAGCCCAAUAUCCUCCUGCUCAAGACCCUAACGGUGCUGCUCCUCCAGCUCAAGAAUACAACUAUGAUCAAUAUUAUCAACAACCACAACAGGGCGCUGAAUAUCAAUACGAUGCUAAUGGGAAUGCUUAUGCUCAACAACCAUAUUAUGACUAUUCACAACAACCUCCAGCUGAUGGACAAUAUGCUGAUUCAAAUGCUCCACCACCAGCUCAAGGUGCUGAAUAUGGUGAAUAUCCUCCACAAGAUCCAAACGUUGCCGCUGGUGCUUAUGGUACAGCUCCACCAGAUGCUACAGGUGCUGUUCCAGGUGCUGCUGCUCCAGGCGCUUAUCCUCCAACACAUGAAGAUCCAAACUUACAAGUUCCACCAUCUGCUAAUAAUCCAACAGGCGCUGCUCCACCAGGUUCAGCUCAAGGUUCGACAACUAUUAAUGGUGAUGUUAAUCAUAGUGCUUCUCCACAUACAGUUCCAGGUGGUGCUGAAGUUCCACCAACUACAGAUGGUCAUUUUUCAGGUCAAAACACUGAACAUGCUGCUAAUUUGAAUAAUCAAUUCCCUCCAGGUGCUGGUGUACCACCACUACCUCCAAGUGAAACACUUGUGGGAUCAGUAGCUGACUCUAUACCUCCAAAUGUUCUGGAUCAAACAGGAUGUUGGGUUGAUAGAAGAUAUCAUGAUGAAAUUGCUAAGAAACUUGAAACAUUAAAAGAAAAUUUUAGUCAACUUUCCAAAAAAUAUAAUGAUGCUAAAGAACAUAAAAAAUUAACUAAUGAAACUUUUGAAAGAAAAUAUAAAACAUUACAUGAUAAAUAUAAAAAAGUUAAUUUACAAUUGAAAAAAUCAUCAGAAAGAGCAUCUGUAUCAAUGACUGAUGGGGAAGGUGAAGCUGUUCAAGUUGAAGCUGAAAAUGUUCAAUAUAAAGAUAAAGAUGAUGUUAAAGCUACUACGGUAUUGAAUGCUACAAAGAGUGAACGUGAUUUCUAUAAAAGUAGAACUGAAACUUUAAGUAGUGAAAAUAAGAAACUUAUUAGUGAUAAAACUGAUUCAUUAAAUAAAGUACAAAAUUUGGAAGAAGAAUUAAAAGAAUUUAAAGAAAAAUAUAUUGCUCUAGAAACAGAAAAAGAAGCAUUAGAAGCUGAAUUAGAAUCUAUUAAUAAUAAUGAAGUUCCAAAAUCACCAGUAUUUGAUGCUGAUGGUGAUAAAGAAAUUGAUGGUUUAGGUUCUGAUAAAUCAUUAGCUGAAAGAAAAGAAUAUUAUAAGAAUAAAUAUUUGAAAUUAUUAGAAGAGAAAAACCAAGAACAACAAAACUUUUUACAAGUUAAUAAAAAACUUUUGGAAAAAUUUCUUUUCGUUGAAACUAAAGAAGGAAAAUAA